AUGGCACUAUUGAUGGAAAAGGGGUCUGAACCCCAGACCGAAAGCGAAAGAGAUGACCUUGAUGCCAUAGCCGCUCUCAAACAAAAUACUGCUAUUGAACUCAAGGACAAGGGUAACGAGUAUGUGAAGAUGGGCAAAAAGCACUUCGCUGAUGCCAUAGAUUGCUACACGGGAGCAAUAAAUCAGCAAGCUUUGAGUGACUCUGACACCUCUCUUCUCUUUUCAAAUAGGGUCCAUGUCAAUCUUUUACUUGGUAACUACAGACGUGCUCUUACUGAUGCUGAGUACUCAAUUAAGCUCUGUUCCAUUAAUGUCAAGGCUCUGUGCCGAGCAUCCAAAGCUUGUUUUGCAUUGAACUUGUUGCCUGAAUCAACUUUGCAUUGCCAAAAUGGGCUUAAGCAUGACCCAAGUAACGAAGAGCUAAAGAAGCUGUUAAGGCAAAUUGAGUCAAAGAAGAUGGAACAUGAACAGCGUGAGGCUCAAGUUUCCAAGGCUAUAUCAGAGGCUAAGGACCUUGUUUCCACGAUCGAAAAAAACUGCCCACCUUUUUCAUGGGAUCAGGAACAUGAUUACACUCGUGAAGCUGUUGAAUUAUACUAUGAAGUAGGCUCUGGUGUUGUUCACUUGGUUGGAGGCAUAGCAGGCUUGUGGGGUGCUCUUAUUGAAGGCCCAUGCAUAGGCCGGUUCGAUCAUGAAGGCUCAUUCCUCAACAUUCUCAAGGCCUAUGGGGAGAGUGGAUCCUAUUAUGGACAAUGGAGUGCAAUAGGAAGAACUGCAGUGACAACCACAAUGGCUAGAUGCUCAGCAGCACUGACUACUCUUUUCGGGAAGCGCUUGCUCUCCGGUCAUUGGAACCUCACCGACGUUUGCAAUGGCUUGCUUGGUGGGUGGGUUUUGAUGGGAUGCAACAAGCUUGCUGAGAAGUUGAAGUAUGAUGAUCCAUUGGAAGCAGCACUGCUUCAUGGAGGGUGUGGCUCAUGGGGAAUUAUAUUCACUGCAUUGAUGGGAGGAGGUGGAAAGCUCUUGGCUGCACAUUUGGUUCAGAUUGUAGGGUUUGUGAGCUUGACAAUGGGAACAUUGUUUUUCUUGUUGCACAAGUUGAAGCUCUUGAGGAUUUCAUCAGAGGAGGAGAUGGCAGGAAUGGAUGUGACCAGUCAUGGUGGAUUGGCUUAUGUAUAUACCGACGAAUGCAACGAUCCGGCAAUGCUCAAACCUGGAUUCGUGGUCUCAAGGACAGGCCCUCCUUCAUCAGCUGUUUGA
Prunus armeniaca (apricot) is the source of this 1260-nucleotide messenger RNA. The record is from the annotation of a GenBank genome assembly. NCBI's taxonomy places the organism in Eukaryota, Viridiplantae, Streptophyta, Magnoliopsida, Rosales, Rosaceae.